CGGUUACUCUGGUAUUAAUAUCAAGCGCACUGAUCUGUAAAGUCUGUGUGUCACGUGACAAUGUUUACCGAGCAUGCCGAGAAGCUAUCAGAGACCACCUUACUGUUACAGGAAAUGUGAUUUGUGUAUCCACCUUUGAACAUCGAGAGAUGAGUACUCUGCGACAGACAGCCAGAGAGCUUGUGAGAGUGUACGAUCACAUUCUGGAGCAGCAGAUUGUGGGUCGAGGCUGCAGCCUAGCCUGCAGAGAUGAGAAACUGUGGAAGGAGGUGGAGGGGAUGUUGAAGGAGGCGGAUGCAGUAGAGACCCACUGCCUUGGUCUGGAUCCACUCAGGGUGAUGGAGGAGUCGUUGAAGGCAGCUGCGACAUCUGCUCGAGCACUAGCCUACGGCGGGAGAGUCAAAAGCAGAGGAGGGCUUUGGGGCCUGGCUAAAGCUUUUGAGGUAUUGGAGCAGGCAUCCCUGAACCUGUACCUGGGUCCCUGGAGGGAGGAAUACAGACACAUCAAGAUGUACUCCGGUACAUUCACCCACUACAUCACACCGGUGCUGUCAAUGCCUCAAAUUGAGUACCUGUUUGGGCUGUUGGGAUACCAGCCCAGCACGACUUGGCCCGAGCAGCUCUGCCUCUCGUCGCCCAAAGUCAGCCCUGCUUUUAUGGACGACCUCCUGCGUUUGUCUUGUGCCUUCUUUUUAGCCCGCUGUGAGUGUCACCUUCUCCUGUCAGCCCUGGGGAGGCACGUCGGUGAUGCCCAGUGGGAGCUGAGCAUGGUGAGGGAACGGCAGAGAGGAAACAGCCUGCAGGUUGCUCUUGACAACACCAGGAAGAAUCUUGAAGUCAGCCAGCCGCCGUUGGAGCCGGUUGUUGAAGAAAUUGAUAUUUACGGAGAGGAGUGGGUCAAAGGGGAGCAGAAUAAGGCGGCUGUUGUUGAUGAGGAGAGUCCCUCCCCUUUAACCAACGGUGCGAGUUGCAUGUCCCAACCAGUGGAUGCAGGCAUUAGUAGAAGUCCCUCGUCCAGGAAGGGUAAAAGCAAGCAUUCGUGUGAGGAAUCGGAGUCUGCUAAAACAGACUCAAAGCAGAUUGAUGCUUCUGGGCGGAACGAGGCUCAGCCUGAUGCCAACCACUCCUGCAGCUGCCUCCAAUCUCUUGUUUUACUUAAAUACUGCCUUGAAUGCAAUGCCUUUCACGAUCUCACCUGUACCUUUAUUAGUGUUUGCAAGAAGAGAGGCCAUAGAGUAGAGUUUGCUGACAGCCUGCCGGGGAGAAUGGAUGACGGACGUGAGAGCGGGCCGCCUAGUGAAAUCUUCAAAGAAGAUGCAGCAAACAGUCCAACUAGCAGCAGUGUAGCCGUACCCUCCUCUGCUGUGUGUGAUGAUGCUAAAUCACCGAGCCUCUCUGUUGAGCCAAUCAGAUACCACAGCUGCUGUGACCUUGCCAAGCCAGAUCCUCGGGUCCUGUGUCGCAGCUGUAACGUCUUCCAUUCCCGUGCUUGUGCGGAGGGGAAGUCGUGCCAGAAAAACCACACAGUCAGUGAGUUGGGAAUGUGCACUUGUGGGCUGUUUUGUGCCAGAAAUCCUUUGGUUCUGUGUCGAUAUUGUGGGAAAGAGUAUUGUACCCAAUGCUGGUUCAGAAAUCCCGUUAGUUGUCACUGCGGCCAAACGUUUGACCAGUCAUCUUCUGUGUGAUUGUGUGUCGGAAAGGUUUCGCACUGCCGCGGCACGUUCAGCAGAUUUAGUGUGCCUUAAAUCUGCGAUGAGGUCAACAGGUUUGCCUUUAAUGCAGAGCUACGUGUUCUUCUGUAAACGCUCACCCUUUGUGCGUCUGUUGUUUUAGUCAGCUGCCAAAUCCCACCACAAUAAGCCUUUUGUAAAGGAUGCCCUGUUGGGGUGCUUCGAAGCCACUUUGAUGCGAAGCACAUUGGAGUUUGUUUUUUAUGUGUGCCGUUUGGAAUAAAAAAGUUAUUUCACACUUUGUGUAUUUUAUAAUGUUUGAGUUAGUUUAGCAUGAGUGAAUUAUUGACUGCUUGUAUUGUUUUUGUCAUAGAAAUGCAAAAGUUUAUGCCACAAUUUUUAUAAUUGUUUUUCUAUUUUAAAACACCAAAGAGCCGUAAUGAAUGACUAUUGAGAACUUUGAUAUUUAUUUACGAAGUGUUGGAUGAUUUUGCUCAUUAAUCAACCGUAUUGUGGAUAAUUCUUGCAGAGAAAUCAACUAAACCUACGACUAACAAGCUGCAAAUAAACUUCUCAGUCUCAUGCA
This is a messenger RNA of Nothobranchius furzeri (turquoise killifish), 2256 nucleotides long. It is a transcript of the gene spata2l, whose product is annotated as spermatogenesis associated 2-like. The record is from RefSeq and is a predicted model, not a curated record. Gene Ontology annotation, cellular component: cytoplasm. Lineage: Eukaryota; Metazoa; Chordata; Actinopteri; Cyprinodontiformes; Nothobranchiidae.